Molecule: messenger RNA, 4719 nt
Organism: Delphinapterus leucas (beluga whale)
Lineage: Eukaryota; Metazoa; Chordata; Mammalia; Artiodactyla; Monodontidae
Gene: ABCG5
Product: ATP binding cassette subfamily G member 5
Biological process (GO): transmembrane transport; cholesterol efflux; cholesterol homeostasis
Cellular component (GO): plasma membrane; ATP-binding cassette (ABC) transporter complex; apical plasma membrane
Molecular function (GO): ABC-type transporter activity; ATP hydrolysis activity; ATP binding
Source: RefSeq, a predicted model, not a curated record
UUUCACCAGGUUGUGGGCCGUGAAGCUGUCGAGCCCAGAGGUGGGUUCAUCCAGGAUGAGGAUUCCUUCCCACGAAAGAGAAGCCUGGUUAAGGGGCAGGGCUCCGGCCGGACCGGAUUAAGCCAGGCGGGCGGUGCAGGCCCCUCCUGCCUCACCUGGGCUCCACAGCAGCUGCACUGCGAUGCUGACUCUGCGCCGCUCGCCCCCGGACACGCCCCGCACGUAGGAGUUGCCUAUGAGCGUGUUGGCGCAUUGGCGCAGCCGCAGCUCCGCGAUCACGUCGGCCACCUGGGAGGCAGGGGCCUGCGGAUAUAGGAGGGCUGCGCCGGCCUGCUCGCAGCCUGGCCUGUGGCGACCCACAGUGGAAAGACGCCUGGGUUUACGGCGCCAGCCUUCAUUUCCCCGAUUCAACGUUUGUUCCCUGAUUCUUUCCACACAUCCAGAGCAGCUCCCACGUGCCGAGCACGGAACCACUUACUGGGAACGUGGCCAUGCCCUGGCUUUCUGCCCGCACGGAGAACCGGAAAACAACUCUCCAGUGCUACUUUCUGUCUGCCAGUUGGAUUGCUGCCCAAUUCAUGACUCGUUGAAUAAAGUCAGUAAGAUCUUUAAAAUUUAAUCAGUUGGAUUUGUUUCAUCAUCUGAGAACCAGGAGACCAGAGUUCUAGUUCUUGCUCUGCAUUAAAUCUCCAAUAUGUGUAGUGGACGGACGCCUCCGUGGUGCUUGUAGCCAAAACGUGAGGUAUCACUGUGGCCUGGACUCCGUCCUUAGGGCAGAGGGCCCCCAGCUGGGUUAACCCUUCCCUUCCACUUGGGGAAUUGUUUGGCCCUCCCUGCCUGCUCCUCCCACCUGCACUCAGGUGUGCCUCUACCUGGUAGCUGAGAUCUCGGACCUCCAAGGUAUUGGACUGGCCACUGUAGGUGAAGUACAGGCUGUUGUCACUUUCAGAGGAGAACAUGCUGUCCUGGAGGCCCUGCCGGGAGACAUGACAGGUGAGGGGCUCCUUCCGAAGGAGGAGGACAUAGGAGAAAACAGAGAGAGGAGACCCAGAGAGGUGAGAGCAGGAGCUAGCGUGGGUGAGAUCCUGAGUGGACAAGAGAUGGAUUUGCAGGAGGAACCCAAGGGCUCUGAGAAAACAGGAGCAUCCAUGAGGUCAGGGCUCCGCUUCCCUGCAGAGAGAGCUUUGGGGCUUCCCUCCAGCACAGCCUCUAGGCCCCAGAGAAGCUCAACCACAGGCUGCUGGAAGCUGAACGCAGAUCUCUCUUGGAAGAGACCCAGACCCUGGACUGGAGAGAGCUUUGUGAGCCUCUGUGCUUGGAGAAGACCUGGGCUGGGGGCUGGCCUUUAACUUUCUCUUCCCUGCAUCUGGCUUAGUAUCUCCUGACGCCAAACAGACUUUGCAUGUGAGAGGAAGACCGCUGUCAACAAGCUAGUGCUCAGUACUUGUGAAGACACUACCAUUAGAGGAGUUGCAUCUUAUCUUGCGUCCGGGUGUGCUUUAUGUGGAAACAACAUGGCUUGUGACUUCUGUGAAAAUAACAUCCAGCAGUCUUCGUCACAGCAUCCCUGCAAUGUUGGAGGUAAAAGGUCCUUAAAAAGGACAUUGAGACCAGUGGAAGUGGAGGGAAGUAAAUCCGGGGGACAGUCUGCUGCAGGCUCACUAGUCCUCUGCCAUCCUGUCUCAUCAGUUUGCUGCCACUGAGGCUCUGAACUUGACAGCCACACGGACAGAGGAGACACUGCAACAUCCCCGGGAGGUGUGAGUGCAUUUCCGUGAUGGAGCCUCAUUUGGAAAGAAGCCAGAUCAGCUCAGGUCGCAAACAAGAACAUCAUUUCCCUGUAGGAGCACGGCUUAGGACAGGAAGUGACCUCAGAGGCCCCCCACCAACCCCUGGCCCCUGAGUCCGCUCCCCUCAGCCCUCUGAUGCCCAGGAAGUGGAGUGCUGCUGUCAUGUCCUUGCUCUGCUUGUGGUCCUGCUGGUGAGUUAGGACCGAAAGUUCCUGAGGGAGAGAAAGGUCCAAUGCGCCCCCCUCCCACCAGGACUGUGGUGACUCCCCAUCACUCACCGAGUCAUCCUGGGGAGCAGCCCUGUCCCCCAGCCCUGUCUCCUGUGGAGCCUCCUCGGCCGUGGGGCCCAGUGGUAUCUGCGCCUGUCUCUGCAGCUUCCUUUGGACUUAACCACUGCCGGCCAGGGCCACAUUCUCUGUCUCCCAGAGCUAGGCAACCUCUGGUCUGGCUCCCAGCAUUCCUCUCUGGUCAGCCCUGCCACAAACACGGGCUGUGUGCUCUGCCCGCUGCCGAGAUAACACGCAGACACACUCUGGCUAAAGGUACAUCAGAUAAUGGCAUCCACGGCCAAACCCCAGGCCCGCCACUGGGAAGGCCUGAGGAGGGGCUCCAGGGCCAGGUGAGGGGCAGGCGGGACUGUCUGCCUCUGGCUCCUUGGCUGAGGCCGCCGAAGGGAGGGUCAGGCGAGAAAAUUCCCCUGUCUUUGCGGCCCAUUGGCCAUGAGUGAACUCCACUUUUUGACCCCUGCGGGGUCCUCGGAACUCCAGGUAAACAGAAGCUCUCAAUGCUCCCUAGAGGAGGUUCCUGCAGCUGCUUCUAAGCCUCGACACAGCCUGGGCAUUCUCCCUGCCUCCUACAGUGUCAGCCACUGCGUGGGGCCCUGGUGGGACAUCGCGCCUCGCCGACAGAAGUGGACCAGGCAGCUCCUCAAGGAUGUCUCCUUGUACGUCGAGAGUGGGCAGAUCGUGUGCAUCUUGGGGAGCUCAGGCUCGGGGAAAACCACCCUGCUGGACGCCAUGUCCGGGAGGCGGCGGCGCACGGGGACCCUGCUCGGGUACGUGUUCCUGAACGGCCGGGCGCUGCGCAGGGAGCAGUUCCAGGACUGCUUCUCCUACGUCCUGCAGAGCGACACUCUGCUGAGCAGCCUCACGGUCCUCGAGACGCUGUGCUACACGGCGCUGCUGGCCAUCCACGGCGGCUCCCAGGUCUUCUUCCAGAAAAAGGUGGAGGCAGUCAUGGCAGAGCUGAGUCUGAGCCACGUGGCAGAUCGACUGAUUGGCAACUACAGCUUUGGGGGAAUUUCCCAUGGUGAGAGGCGCCGGGUCUCCAUCGCAGCCCAGCUCCUCCAGGAUCCCAAGGUCAUGCUUUUUGAUGAGCCAACCACAGGCCUGGACUGCGUGACUGCAAAUCAGAUCGUUGUCCUCAUAGCAAAGCUGGCUCGCAGGGGCCGCAUCGUGAUCCUUACUAUCCACCAGCCCCGCUCCAAGCUCUUCCAGCUCUUUGAUAAAAUUGCCAUUCUGAGCUGCGGAGAGCUGGUUUUCUGCGGGACACCGGUGGAAAUGCUUGAUUUCUUCAGUGGCUGCAGUUACCCUUGUCCCGAACAUUCAAACCCUUUUGAUUUUUAUGUGGACCUGACAUCAGUGGAUACCCAAAACAAAGAACGGGAAAUAGAAACCUACAAGAGAGUCCAGAUGAUUGAAUCUGCCUACAAAGAAUCAGCAAUGUAUCGUAAAACCUUGGAGGAUAUUGAAAGAACAAAACACCUGAAAACAUUACCAGUGAUUCCUUUCAAAACCAAAGAUUCUCCUGGAGCCCUUUCUAAACUGUGUGUUCUCUUGAGGAGAGUGACGAGAAACUUAAUGAGAAAUAAGCUGGCGGUGACUAUGCGUCUCACUCAGAAUCUGAUCGUGGGUUUGUUCAUCGUUUUCUUCCUUCUACGGGUCCAGAACGACGUGCUAAAGGGUGCCAUCCAGGACCGUGUGGGUCUCCUGUACCAGUUUGUGGGUGCCAUCCCGUACACAGGCAUGCUCAACGCUGUGAACUUGUUUCCUGUGUUGCGAGCCGUCAGCGAUCAGGAGAGCGAGGAUGGCCUGUACCAGAAUGAGAUGCUGCUAGCCUACGUGCUGCACGUGCUCCCCUUCAGUGUCAUUGCCACCAUGAUCUUCUGCAGCGUGUGCUACUGGACUCUGGCCUUAUACCCUGAGGCUGCCAGAUUUGGAUAUUUCUCUGCUGCUAUCUUGGCCCCCCACUUAAUUGGUGAAUUUCUAACUCUUGUGCUACUUGGUGUGAUCCAAAACCCAAAUGUGGUCAACAGCAUGGUGGCCCUGCUCUGCAUUGCUGGGGUGCUUGUGGGCUCUGGAUUCCUGAGAAACACAGAAGAAAUGCCCCUUCCUUUUAAAAUCUUCAGUUAUUUUACAUUCCAAAAAUAUUGCUCUGAGAUUCUUGUAGUCAAUGAGUUCUAUGGACAGAAUUUCACUUGUGGCAACUCAAAUGGUUCUAUGUCAACUAAUCCAAUGUGUGCCUUCAGUCAAGGAAUUCAGUUCAUUGAGAGAACCUGCCCAGGUGCAACGUCCAGAUUCACAGCCAACUUUCUGAUUUUGUAUUCAUUUAUCCCAGUUCUUGUCAUCCUAGGAAUAAUUGUUUUUAAAAUCAGGGAUUAUCUCAUUAGCAGAUAGUAAAGAACAUUGCUGCGAAAUGGAACUUAAGCUCCUAGAUGUACAUGACUGCUUUGAAUUUCUGAAAUAAGAAUGUCACGUGAUUCUUAGUAGUACCUCGUAAGACUUUUAACCAUUAAGACUCCCUGUGCCCCUUGGAUCCAUGCAGGCCUUGAAUGCUAUUCCAGGAGGGACAUGUGGUAUUUGGAAAUUGUGACUGAGCUGGUCCAAAGAUGUUCAUAAUAAUUCAUAAAGUUAUGGGAGACUAAUGUGGC